AUGCGAUCGAACCUACAACUCCGAAAACCACGAAGUCGCGCCAAAGAUGGGCCUGCAUUUGUAUUUAUCGACGCUACAGAGAACCUCGCGGACGCCCCGCAGGAUGACGGCCCAACUCCCAGGGCCCUGAUCAGACGGCAGGCAGCGCGCUCAGGGCGCAAACACCAGCGCAUGAAUGCGGCUGCCGAAGAGAGUAAUAUCCCGCGCCAGUUCAAACCAACUGCAGUGUCGCUGCCCGGUGUAGGCAAGUUCCACGUAGACGACAAGGGCGUCUGCAAACUCAUCGACCCGUUUCUUGCCCCGCAGCCCUCGUCCACCGGGUACGAGGGUCUCAAAAUCAAAUACAAUUUUGACAUUAGAUAUCUCACAAAUUUCUUUGAUGUUUCGCUGGGGAAGCCGUCCUCUCUCUUGCAUGAACAACUUACUUUCCUGGGAAGUCUCCUCCAGCAACAGCCCUCAUCCUUUCUUAAUCACCUCCCCAGUCGAUACGGGUGCAAUCCGCAGCUUGAUGAUGCGAUAAAUUGUCUUGCUGCCAGGGUUGGCUCGAUAUUCGGCUUUCCAACAAGACCAGCGACAGUAGCUGCAUUAUACGGGAAAGCCCUGCACAGCUUGCAGAUCGCCGUGGCUGACACGAGCUUGAUGCUAAACCCGGAUGUAUACUGCGCCACGCGGCUCUUGACACUCUAUGAGCUGGUUAGCCGCCCUGAAGACAACCACUGGGUACUGCAUGGUAGAGGUGGGCUUGACCUUAUCAAACAUCGCGGUCCCAGUAACCAUACCACCGAGUUUGACUGGAUGCUUUUGAAAAGCCAAGGGCUGUUUCUUGUCUUAGAUGACAUGUUCAACCGUCGAGACUCAAUCUUCGAAGCCCCAGAAUGGCAGGACGUCUUCCAGCAAGCCUCGCAAGCAGCAACAGACCCCGACGCGAGCUUCUGGUGGGAGAUGUUCGGGCUGAUGUGCUUUGUCCCGGGGAUGGUCUGCGAGCUGAAAUCCCUCUUCCUAAAGCCGUUUCCACGGUCCGACCACUUUAGUCAGACCUCCGACUUGUUGGAGAGGACGAGAUGGCUUUAUGGUAGGAUGCAGGACAGCCAUGUACACUACCAGGAAGACAGCUCCUCACUAUCCCUAUUCAGCCUCCCUGUGGCCCCGGAGUCGCUUGAUCGCAUCCGGCUCCGACUAUUCUACCUCACCUGCUCGAUACAAAUCUGUCGCGCAAUAGCCACCGUAUCCGAGGACGCGGCCGAGCGUGCAACCCGCGAAGUCGAAGCACAGACCCUAGCGGCGCAGGCAUUGCUCAUCCAGCAGAAAACCGCAGACCUGGACCUGGCCAUGUCGUUCCACUUACAACAAGGCAGGGUCCUUUUUGCAUCUACGGUACGGACAAAGGCAGCGUGGGCUUCUGGGGAGCCUGGGCUGGCUUGCGAGUUAUCAGAGUAUCUAGCACAGCGCUGGAUAGAGUGGCAGGCAUUGGUGGAUGGGUUUAUUAUUGAGUCUUUGAACGCUUGA
Messenger RNA from Aspergillus puulaauensis, 1506 nucleotides. RefSeq lists its product as uncharacterized. Bases 1 to 1506 code for a protein of 501 amino acids. The transcript is spliced from 3 exons. The record is from RefSeq and is a predicted model, not a curated record. Lineage: Eukaryota; Fungi; Ascomycota; Eurotiomycetes; Eurotiales; Aspergillaceae.